AUGAUCACGGGAUCUAUUGACGAGGAGACCACUUAUUGGGAUACACCAUACGAGGCUGGGAUAGAGAAAGAGAACAAAACGUCAGCAAGUGUAGUAACCCCAGCAUCGCAAGCUAAGACAGAUAUGUAUUUUGAUGAGGAGGAAGAAGAAAUGAACGAAACAGAAGAAGUAUCAGACCCUAUUUUGAAAGGACCAGGUGUUGAGAGUGUUAGUUGGAUGGUUAUAUUAGAUGAUGUCGUAGAACGCGUAUAG
Molecule: messenger RNA, 252 nt
Organism: Funneliformis caledonium
Lineage: Eukaryota; Fungi; Glomeromycota; Glomeromycetes; Glomerales; Glomeraceae
Source: the annotation of a GenBank genome assembly